GAUUAUUAUGCCGUGAUUAGCAUAAGCGAGCACUUGACGACCGGGAACGGGCUGCCAGUUGAUGGUGUCAUGAGUCGGGCGGAGGUGAGGGGAGGCCUUUGCGAUCGGUGUCAGAGAGAGGCUGCGAGGGAGAGGGAGAGGAAGGAGGACUGAGGCAGAGGAAGGAUGGCGGGGCCUGCACCGGCAUGGAGUUCGCGGCUCGCGAUUCAGUUGGUUCGAGGCCUUCCGGGCACAUUGCAUCUGCAUCGUCGCACGGUUCGCGCUCUAGGUCUGCGCAAGGUGAACCAAAUUGUGUUUCGCGAGAAUUCCCCGACGAUUCGGGGCAUGAUCAAUCAGGUAAAGCGCCUGCUUUCAGUGGAAACAGAGGAAAUGUAUAAAGCGAGACUACAAGCAGAGGCACAACAUCUGGCUCAACGACCUCCCAUCGUCGUCAAUCAUUCUCCACCUUCUCCGUCUGCUAGUUGAAUUGGCUGAAUUGUACGGUGGACAGACCACUCAUGAAGAUUGACAGUCCGAUUCAAGGAGCUAUAGGAACAGAGAGUAGAUAGUUGAGCCUAGCUCAUAUAUAACCCUUUUUCUGGGUUGAAGGUACCCCUUCGCAGCGAUCAGUCAAUCUGGAAAGAACAUGCGUACGUUUCGCAUACGAGUAGUCAGGAUGAUUUAUCUUCAUCACGGCACGGUAGCGAAAGGAUAGUACGAGAUGGAGGCUGUACCAGUAGCUUGUAUUGCUGUGGUUAUCGCUUAAGAACGGUCGUUUGCAUGCGGGACUACAGCGUAGAUUGAAAUUCUUACUUCUGUCACCAACCCUGAACAGGGGCUCUUUUUGCAUCAUAUUCGGAGAGUUCGGAUCACUUCGUUGUAAAGUUGCACUGUUUCAUGUCU
Messenger RNA from Marchantia polymorpha subsp. ruderalis, 882 nucleotides. The record is from the annotation of a GenBank genome assembly. NCBI's taxonomy places the organism in Eukaryota, Viridiplantae, Streptophyta, Marchantiopsida, Marchantiales, Marchantiaceae.